AUGAAUGAGGGCUUCGCAGUUUUCUCUGUGGUAGAUAUUAUCACUAUCCUCUUGAGUUUUCCCAUCAACUCUUAUGUGAUAUGGCUUAUUCUAACAGGAACUGGAAACGGACUGGCAGCAGAAAUCUUCAAUCUCAAUCUCGCGGUCUGUGAGAUACUCUUGUGCAUGGAGGCUAUACUGGGUCUUCUCAGCUAUGUAUUUGUCAUUUUCUUGAAAGUUGUGGAUUUUUUCGACGGACUUGCCAACACCGGCCGUCCUCUGUUUCAGAGUCUGAUCUGUGUGGAGCGUUACCUGGCAGUGGUUCAUCCUGUGUACUUUAUUUCGUGGUUGGGGCAGUUCUUCUUCUUCCUCUCCGUUCAGUUGUUCUGUUGUCUGGCUGUUCUCAGAGCUCUGAAGCAACAUUUUGUGAGCUUCUGUGUGGAGAAGACAAACAAAGUGGAAAUGAAUUUCUCUGCAGUGAACAUCAUCACAUCUGAAGCAUCCACAAACUCGACAUCUAGAUGUAUAAACACUAUAGACAUUAACGUCUACGAGAUCAACUUUCUGUUGGGUUUUCCAACACACUGUUAUGUUUUAUGGCUCAUCGUCACAGGAAGAGGAAAUGGAAUUGCAUCAGACAUUUUCAAUCUCAAUUUCUCCAUUUGUGAGAUUGGUAUCUCUUUGUAUUGUCUGUUGUGUGUUCUUUCAUGCUGGGUUUCAAGUCUCCUAACAUAUUUAAGGUUAAGCUUAGGACUAAUUUACACCGGUCGUCCUCUGUUUCAGUGUCUGAUCUGUGUCGAGCGUUUCCUGGCAGUGGUUCAUCCUGUGAUCUUUCUGAAGUACAAACCUCUCAGAUACAGACUCAUGUGUUCUGCUGUCGCCUGGUUAAUCAUUUUUUGCUCAUGUUCCUUUAUGUACAAAUUGAUUGAACUUAACUUUAAUGUGUUAAGAGGGUUCAUUUUAAUGCAGUUCCUCGUCUUUCUCUCCAUCCAGUUGUUCUGUUGUCAGGCUGUUCUCAGAGCUCUGAAGCAGUCAGGACCAGGAGAGAGAGAGAGAGAGGAGGAAAACCACAUGAAGAAAAGAGCGUUUAAUCUCAUUCUAAUAACUACUGUGAGCAUGAUUAUUGUUUACGUUCCAUAUGUUUUAUCAGUCUUUAUUAGCAUGCUAACAGAGCAUAAUAUUCAACCAUUGUGGACUUUAACUUUAUUUUGUUUUAUGCUGGCUAAUUUUACACAACCUGCUCUGUUUCUGAAUCGAUUUAUGAAAUUCUCCUGCCUCUGUUCUCAAUAA
Molecule: messenger RNA, 1269 nt
Organism: Triplophysa dalaica
Lineage: Eukaryota; Metazoa; Chordata; Actinopteri; Cypriniformes; Nemacheilidae
Product: allatostatin-A receptor-like
Exons: 3
Coding region: 1-1269 (422 amino acids)
Biological process (GO): positive regulation of Rho protein signal transduction; phospholipase C-activating G protein-coupled receptor signaling pathway
Cellular component (GO): membrane
Molecular function (GO): G protein-coupled receptor activity
Source: RefSeq, a predicted model, not a curated record